AUGAAGUUCACGAUUCCCCAUCUCCUUACCUUCGCUGGGGCAGCUACCGCAGCGAGUAUCUCGGCCAAGUCGCCUGCUCCACUCACAAACAUCACCAUCUUCUCUCCUCCUUCUGACUAUAACAUUCCUCGAACACUUUAUGCUCGCAAUGAACAGCUUCCCAAUGGCGAUCUCCUUGCGACAUGGGAGAACUACUCUCCCGAGCCACCACUAGUGUACUUCCCCAUCUACCGUUCCAAGAACCUGGGAAAGACAUGGUCGGAGAUUUCCAAAGUCCAAGAUACGGCGAAUGGCCUUGGGUUGCGCUAUCAACCAUUCUUGUAUCACCUGCCCGAGCGCAUUGGCUCGUUCAAGGCUGGAACCCUGUUGCUGGCAGGGAAUAGUAUCCCGACGGAUCUAUCGACCACCCAGCUCGAUCUUUAUGCGUCACAGGAUGAUGGUGUGACGUGGGAAUUCUUGAGUCAUAUCGCCGCUGGUGGAGAGGCUGUGCCUGACAAUGGCUUGACUCCCGUGUGGGAGCCUUACUUGCUUGCUCACAAUGGCAAGUUGAUCUGCUACUACUCGGACCAGCGCGCCAAUACCACCCACGGCCAGAAGCUGGUGCAUCAGGUCUCUACUGACCUGAAGAAGUGGGGGCCUGUUGUUGACGAUGUCGCUUACCCCACGUAUACCGACAGACCUGGAAUGCCCAUUGUUACCAAGCUGCCCAAUGGUCAAUACAUUUACAUCUACGAAUACGGAUCCUUCUUCAACACCUCCAGCUACUCCUUCCCACUCUACUACCGUUUGUCCUCGAACCCUGAAGACUUCGCCUCUGUUGAGCAUCACAAGCUGGUUGUUUCGAGCGGAACUAAGCCGACCUCCUCCCCAUAUGUUGUCUGGACUCCCUACGGUGGCAAGAACGGUACCAUCAUUGCCAGCUCGGGGACACAAAGCACCUUGUUCAUCAACCAGGCUCUGGGCCAGGGUGAGUGGACCGAGAUCGAGUCACCCGAAUCGCACAGCUAUACUCGCUCAUUGCGGGUGCUUUCCGAGGGCAACGGAAGAUACCUGCUGGUCAACGGCGCUGGAGUGCUGGGUGGAACUACUAACAAGGUAACUGUAACUGUGAUGGAUCUGAAGGAGUCAUUGUAG
This is a messenger RNA of Penicillium daleae, 1134 nucleotides long. Its product is annotated as sialidase family protein. The record is from RefSeq and is a predicted model, not a curated record. The coding region runs from base 1 to 1134 and encodes 377 amino acids. NCBI's taxonomy places the organism in Eukaryota, Fungi, Ascomycota, Eurotiomycetes, Eurotiales, Aspergillaceae. The transcript is spliced from 4 exons.